Molecule: messenger RNA, 2317 nt
Organism: Drosophila teissieri
Lineage: Eukaryota; Metazoa; Arthropoda; Insecta; Diptera; Drosophilidae
Gene: PIG-B
Product: GPI mannosyltransferase 3
Exons: 5
Coding region: 289-1962 (557 amino acids)
Biological process (GO): GPI anchor biosynthetic process
Cellular component (GO): endoplasmic reticulum membrane
Molecular function (GO): alpha-1,2-mannosyltransferase activity
Source: RefSeq, a predicted model, not a curated record
CUUUACAACCCUAACCGAUAUACGCCGAUGAGAUAAUUUUUUCGCCAAAGACCCGCUCUGGCCACACUGCCCUCUUUCGGUUCUGCUUUCCACCGUUUUCGCGUUAUUUUUAGCCGCCUAUUUUGCCGAAAAUAUUUAUAUUGGUGGCUAAAACCCAUCGCAAUUUCCAAUCAAAUCCGUCCGGUUGGUAAACCACCAACACACGCAACUAUUUAAGGUGACAGAAAGCCAUCCGGUUUUCCGGGUGACGACAGUUUUGCGUUUUUGGACCAACGCAGCGUUUUUAUAAUGAGGCUGCUCUACGUGUUUCUUCUGAUUUUGGCCGUGCGCUUGGCCUCCGUUUUCGUGGUCCAAACUUAUUACGUUCCGGAUGAAUAUUGGCAGAGUUUGGAGGUGGCCCACAAACUAACCUUUGGCUAUGGCUACCUGACUUGGGAAUGGGUUCAGGGCAUUCGCAGCUAUGUGUACCCCCUGCUGAUCGCAGGACUCUAUAAAAUCCUGGCCCUCCUGCAAUUGGAUAGUGCCCACCUUCUGGUUGUUCUGCCAAGGAUUCUCCAGGCUCUGCUGUCGGCCUACUCUGAUUAUCGCUUCUUUGUGUGGACGGGCAAGCGAAAGUGGGCGCUGUUUUUGAUUCUGGUGCCCUGGUUCUGGUUCUACACGGGCUCGCGAACUCUGGCUAAUACAUUGGAGGCCUCCCUGACAACGAUUGCCUUGAGCUACUUCCCCUGGUAUGGCGAAUCCACUGCUUAUCUGUGGCCAGCUGCCAUCUGCUGCUUCCUGAGACCCACGGCAGCUGUCAUUUGGCUCCCAUUGUCCUUGUAUCAUCUGCGCAAGAGUCGCCAGAAUGUGCUGGAGCUGAUCCUGAAGCGAUUUGUGCUCAUCGGUUUACUCGUUGCUGGGCUUGGAAUAGCCAUCGAUACCUACUGGCAUGGCCAAUUGAUAGUGACACCGUACGAGUUCCUCAAGUACAACGUAUUCAACAACAUCGGCAGCUUCUAUGGCUCACAUCCUUGGCACUGGUACUUCAGCGUGGGAUUGCCCACAGUCCUGGGCAUCAACACCUUGCCCUUCAUCUUCGGUGUGAUGGAAACUGUGAGGAAGUCGGAGAAGUAUCCGGUUAGCAAGCAACUCCUGAUCACCAUCUUUCUGACUCUGGUGGUUCUGAGUGCAGUGGAGCACAAGGAGUUCCGAUUUGUGUCCUCGCUUCUGCCGCUCUGCUUGUACGUCAUCACAGAUGUUCUAUCCCGCUGGAGCGCCAAAGCCUCAAGCACAAUGCUGUGGACCACCGCAUUGGUAAUCCUCGUGGGCAAUGUUCUGCCCGCCUGGUAUUUGAGCACAGUGCACCAGAAGGGCCCCAUUGAACUGAUGCCCAAGUUGAGGGAGAUUGCUCAGGAAUACAGGGAUGAACGCGAGCACCAGGCGAAUAUUCUCUUCCUAAUGCCUUGCCACUCCACACCAUAUUACAGUCACAUCCACCAGAAUGUCACCAUGCGUUUUUUGACCUGCGAACCGAACCUGGAAAAGAAGGAGCAGUAUAAGGACGAGGCCGACCGCUUCUUUGAGGACCCCGUGCACUGGAUCAACUCGCACAUUCCCGUGCAUCCGCUCACCGCUUUGCCCACGCAUGUGGUUAUGUUCGAUCCGCUGGCCGAGAACAUCAGCGUGUUCCUCCGCAACUACCGGCUGCUCCAUCGCAUCGAGCACGCAGAGGUAACCCGGCUGGAGGGCUCGCAGGCUCUGGUGGACCAGUGGUCGGAGGCACUGGGCGCCCAGUCACCUAAUCUUGCUUCUCUAUUGCAGCAUCGCCAACCGCGCACAGGUCGUUCCAUUUUGGUUUACCAGCGCUUAAAGAAGGGCGAGGAGAAUGCAUUUAAUCAACAGCAGAAGGAACCGGAUGUCCACGAUCAUCCGCCGCUAGAGGAUCUCGUCAUGGCCAAUGAGAACGAAAAUCUGUUCAAUUAGAUGAUAGAGCAAAAGAUAAGAACCCCCCACCGCAGCCCUCCGUUCAAAAGAAAGAAGCAAUGACAAAUUUGAUAUUAACUGAUAGAUACAAAGGCAUAUAUUUUGUAUCCAUUUUUGGCCUUAGCAAAAGUUUUUAAAACGUUGUCGCGCGAGGAGAACAGAAAAUCGAAAGUAAUCAGUAGAUAUUCGUAGGCGCAUUUUGUGUACUUCGUGCUAGUUGAUAAUGUAUAAGCCAUCUGAGUAUUUAGACGCAAACAGUCUAACAAGAGGCAAUAUAUUUUACGUAGUCCAAACAACGCUUGAGCUGUCCUUUCUUUAAGUUCUCGAAAUAAAGGUUCAGUGGAGUAGAAUUACA